Mesorhabditis spiculigera is the source of this 627-nucleotide messenger RNA. The record is from the annotation of a GenBank genome assembly. Lineage: Eukaryota; Metazoa; Nematoda; Chromadorea; Rhabditida; Rhabditidae.
AUGGUUAUUAUAACGGAAUUGUUGAGCGAGGCCGAUGCAGUUGCGGUUCCGGCGUACUGCAAGAGUGGACCCUCUUUCAACGGGAUUUGCCCGGAAACGGACUGUGAUGGCGGUGACGGCUUCUGUUAUUGUAUGGAUUGCGACGCCGCGUGCCAGGCGUGCAAAUCGCUUUGCACUACGAAAGGUCCUACCACCACCGCCUAUAUCACCACAAUCGCUCCAACGACUGCAGGAAACUGCAUCGACAACAACAAGAAUUGUGCCGUCUGGGUGAAAUCGGGCUUCUGCGAGAACAACCAGUACACCUGGCAACAACGAAAAGACUACUGCGCGAAAAGUUGCGGACUUUGCAAUUGUGUGGACACGACCAAGGAUUGCGCCGAUUGGAUCAAGAACGGCUUCUGCACGAACCCAAAGUACACCGAUGAGGAGAAGCGGAAGUAUUGUGCUCUCAGCUGCGGGCUUUGCAAUGCCCCCACAGGAGCGACAACUUUGCUUACAACCCCUGGCGUUUGCAAGGACAAUUCCCCAAACUGCCCGGACUGGGUGAAGAACGGCUUCUGCACGAACCCGCAGUACGACGACGAGCAAAAGCGGAAAUUUUGCGCGAAAAGCUGCAAUUUGUGC